CUAUUAUGCAGCCGGCACUAUUUCCGGUCUUUCACGAAAUGGCGUCAUUGCGUCGCUUUGGUUUUUAGUCGGCCACGCCUGCAGAUUUUUCUGUAUUUCAUACGAUUUGUAGUCUAUUCGUGAAUAUUUCGAUGUAAUUUCUUCAAAUAUUGCAUUACAUGGUGGUGUAUUUUAAGUAAUGUCAUUUCAAUACGUCAUUUUUUGAAAACUGCUUAACUUUUUAAUUUUUUCUUUUUUUGACUUCUUUUUUUUAAUUAAAAAAAAACAAUCGCCCAUCUAUCCUUGGGUAGCGAAAAAUCGUGAUUUUGGAAGUGAAUUUUGUGUAAUUGUGGUGAUUAUACCAAUCUCACCAUGAGUACGGGAACACAAGUGCGGUUGGUGAACGUGGUUCCACUCAAAAUGGGCACCAAAAUUAAAGUGGAACCGCUAAGCGAGACAGAGGAGGUGGUCAGCUGUCGUAUCUGCAUGAAAGGCUUUGCAAGCGACAUGGCGCUGAGAAACCAUGUGCGAAUGGAGCAUAUUGAAGCCUUCGAGACGGGUGACCCUAACGUGUGGACGGCGCCCGUCGAAAAUUCCCCAGUCAAAAAGAAGAGACUGACAAAAAUCCCUCUCUCGGCCAAAAUCAAAGAAGACCCAGCAGAAAUCAAAAAGAAGACCGAACAGAUCUUCUCAUCGAUGACCCCUGGGAACCUCAUGAGCCUCGCUUCCAACGAUGUGAGCUACAUCAUCAUCAAGUCCGAAGAAACUGAUAGUCCUCCGGAGAAGAAGAAAAAAGUCAAAGUGGUGAAAGUGAAUCAGCAAACGAAGGAAACUGUGAGGAAGCAGAAAGAACCUCCUCAGCCUAUCACUGGCCCAUUCGAAUGCGUGCAACCCUCAAACACGGUGGCCGAAGGAGUCUGCCACCAGAUAUUCUUCUCGUGCUGCGAGUAUUCGGCCCACUUUCGGGACGAACACACUCGGCGUCGCAAGGGGCUUCGGUGUCAAGUAUGCGAGAAGCCGCUUCUACAGCAGCACGAGGGCAGAGCACCUUACACUUGUGAGGUGUGCGGCGCGGGUUUUUCUGCGAGUAAAGAACUGUCUGCGCACACGUCGGCCGCUCACGUCAAGCUCAAGCCCUUCCAGUGCUCCAUCUGCUUGAAGCGGUUCACGCAGCAGGGCGGCGUUCAACAACACAUGAGGAUGCAUACCGGCGACAGGCCCUUCAGUUGCACCUUCUGCCCUAAGUCCUUCACGCAGAAGUCUGGCCUCGACCAACAUAUCAGGAUACACACAAAGGUGCGUCCCUACCGCUGCGUGAUAUGCGGCAAGACGUUCUGCCAGUCAGUCCAUCUCAAACAACACAUGCGGACGCACACCAACGUGUCUCCCUUCCAGUGCGGCAUCUGCCAGAAGCGGUUCAAGCAGAGCAGCCACUUGAACUACCAUCUGAGGAACCACAACCCUGCCAACAUGACCGACGACCAGAAGCAGAAGUACGAGGAACUAGUCGGCAUGAUGAGCAAGGAGAUCGUUCAAGUGGAGAUACAGUCCACGGAGACUGAAGAGACUGAGGAGACCAUGGAGACUACGGAGAUUUGCGAGGACAUGGAACAGGUAGUGGCCGCGCAAAACAUACAAAUGGUAGACGGGGAAUACAUUUUGGGCGACGACGUCGGGCAGACAUGGAGAGUGGAGAUGGCUGAAAACUAGUCCCAAUUCCAGACCUAGACUGCACUGUGCUUUGUGAGAAAAUUUGGGUAUCAUUUUAAAGGUCAUUAAGGGCCCCGUAUUAUUAAUACGGUGGUAGUCACGCCCCUGGUAUUUUGGUUUGCCCGUGGUUUUACUGCUUAGACGGCAAAACCAUCAAGUUAAUAUACCUAGCGGAAUAGAGCAACAAAUAACUGAGCGAGCGAGAUGUCACUAGCAGCAACACUGUAUGAUAAAAAGAGAUGCUUCAUGCCGUCGCCGUCAAAACAGAACCGUUUUCUGCAACUAUUUGACAGUGGGUUAGCACUCAUUGGCACGCUGAAAAUAUGAGGUCAGAUUUUUCAGAUUUUACAUGAGUGAAAUUGUGGAUGUUUAUGUGAAAUAGAGCUUCAGAAACGUGGUGACUGGUUCAGUGAUUGAUUUAUUGUAUAAAACAGUGAAAUAAUCCUGACCACUAACAUACUGGUACAUGAGUUUUUUAAAUAAACAACUUGAAAAAAUCGAAACUGCCUAAGGCGGGACUCGAACCCACGACCGUCCGCUUGCCGGGCGACUGCUCUUCCAACUGAGCUACUCAGACACCGAUUCGAUUUUUUCAAGUUGUUUUUUUUUAAUAUAAAUAUAAAGUCCGGUCGCCGGUGCGCUCAUACACUCACUGCGGCGACCCGUCGCACAUUCGCGACAGCAAUAUAAUUAUGCGCGAGUGAUAAGGAUGGGUAGCUUGGGGUCAUUGUACGAAAUUCUAUCUGCUCGGCGACCGGACUUUAGUUUGAGAAGCGACUCUAUUCGCUAAGAAAUUUUAAUACUCAUGAGUGUCAUCCAAAAUCACUGACUAAGUUUAGUGCUAGCAUUAUAAUAAGCACAAUGUGUCUUCCUUUAGUUCGUUUGCAACGAUCAUGGACCUAUAAAAAAAGGCGGACGGAACUCGCGCUGCAACAAAACUGUGACGCAAAAUUUUGGCGUUUGUCUAUUGUGUGAGUGAAUUUAGGGAUGCCAUGUUAGCCAAAACAUUUUACCCAUUUAUUUUAAGAAAAACAUAGAUCGGCAGAUGUUACUUGGAAAUGUAGACAGAAUUAUUCCGUGCCAUUUUAAAAGGAUGAAAGGUGAAUGCGGUGAGGUUGAGGCGCGAAAUUUUCAAUGUUCAAAUUUUCUUACAUUGUUUUCAAGUCAGUGUGUCAGGGUAUGUACAUAAUCUUGAUCAAAAAUGAUUCACGCAGUUACAAAUUACGAAUCUUGUGUACAUUAUAAUCAUAAGCUUAUGCAUCAUCAAUAUAUUAUUAUUAUCUCUGAUAGAUUUUAACAUACAACCUGACACUGACUUGCAAUCAAUGUAAGAAAAUUUGAAUUUCGCAGUUCCACAUUUUUGGGAAGGAUCAAAUUUGCCUAUGAAAAUAUAUCCCAUUAAAACACAAUUAUUAUGAUAAAUUAUUUUAUUUCCAUAGUAUGCGUAAUAAAUAACUAAAAAGUCCUAAAAUUAUUAUUAAUUUCCCAUAUUUCGGGUAAUUUUCCCACGUAAAUAACUGAGAACACUAGUCUUUGACGUAUUAUUUUUUCGAGUGAAUGACGUUUGAUUUCAAUUAAUUUCAAUAUUUUAAUGUCGGGAAAUAAGUGAUUGGAUUAUUAUUUUGCCUGUGAAAUGUGAUUCCUUAAUUUUUGUUUGUUCGAACAGAACGGUUUUUACACAAUUUCGUCACACAAGACAUGUCGUAUUCGUGUUGUUUUUUCGCUGCUUAAAUGAGUCGACUGUGUGAAGUUUGCAUUCGAAGUGGUGUAUCAGGGUGUGAAUGUGUGCGUGCCGGCCUAUACGUACAGGCAAGCUGGUGUAUCCUAAUGUCACAGUAUUUUGUUGAUGAGAAUCCGUCCGACUUUUUUUAUAGGUCCAUGGCAACGAUGUUGAUUUUAAAUUGUUUGGAUAUUAUUUCACAAAUGUCAAUGUGUCAACAUUUGAAGUUGUGCCUUGGAAUUGUUCGUUUUAUUGUCAAUUACCCAAUAUUUCAGCAGAAAUAUCAUUGUGUGUGUCACAGGCAUUUGUCAAGAUGUUUGCAAACAACUUUGCACAAAUAUUUUAAACGGUUGUUUAACUUGUUUGCACAUAAAGGACAACAGUUUCGUUGUUGAGUCUUGAUGCCAACUCUUGGCUUUUUCACACAGUUAAAAUAUUUGUACAAAUAUUUCAAACAUCUUGAAACAUUCAGUGAACGGGAUCAGAAAUAAACUCCAAAAUGUAUAGUUAUACAUGACUUCCCUAGAAUGUAUAUUGUAGUGUGUACUAUUGUAUAUAGGCUACUUUUAGUUUAUUAUAUUUUGUAUUAUUCUUACUAGGUUAUAGUAAAUUAUCUUAAAUUAGCAAAGCCUGGAUGGAUAGUCUUCAAUCUUCAUACAAAAGCUUCGACUAAAACAAAGGUUUCCAAACUUACGUUGUCUACUGCCCACUUUGAGAAUAAAUUAUUUUUUAGCGUCCCCAUUUUUUCGUUUCAGCUCAUAAUGACAACUUCUCAAAAUGACAACCGGGACGCAAAAUGUCCACUCCUCGGAAUGACAACUUCGAAUUUGGUCAACUUCGCAUAAUGACAACUCUAGAAGAACUAGAACUCUAGAAAUAAUGAAAAUAAAAUAUCAACAAGUAGUUGACAUUGCAAAGUUGACGAAAUGCGAAUUUGUCAUAGUGAGAAAUAGACAUAUGAGAAGUUGUCUUUUAGCGAAGUUGACAUUUUAAAAAGUUGUCAUUACGAGAAGUGGACAUUUUGCGUCCCGGUUGUCAUUUUGAGAAGUUGUCAUUAUGAGCUGAAACGCAUUUUUUCAUCUACUUAAAAACCACUAUAACUUCAAACGCUCUGCUUUUUUCCGAGUCUCCUUUUAGGCUUGCAGCAUUCUCAAGGGGCGUUAUCGCCCUAUUGGGAAAGGCUGGUCUAAAGUGAGGCAAAAACCUUAUGUCAUUAGCAUUACUGUCAAAAUGUUGUGAAAAAAGUAACAUUGUAAGCGAUUUUUUCGAAAGUGGGAGAGCUUUAUCGUCAUAAAUGUUUACACUAGGUAUUUGUUAUUUAAUAAUGAUUUAAUAAUUUAACUAAAACAAUAAAAUUUGCCGGAUUUUUUACUUGAUGUGACGUUUCAAGUGGACCAGUCUACUAAAAGUUGACUCACUUUUCUAUCUAUCUAGGCUUUAUAAUCUAUGAAUAGGAUUUGAUAAAAUAAGAUCUUUAUUGCAUAGGGACGGCUCAUAACGCUAAAUUGGUAUCCCAGAUACUUGUAUUAAGGGAUAGUUUGCAAUGAAAUGUAUUUUAGUGAUUCUAUGAACUGCAAUAAAUGUAUUUAAAUUAUAA
Molecule: messenger RNA, 5006 nt
Organism: Ostrinia nubilalis (European corn borer)
Lineage: Eukaryota; Metazoa; Arthropoda; Insecta; Lepidoptera; Crambidae
Product: zinc finger protein 778-like
Exons: 10
Coding region: 352-1689 (445 amino acids)
Biological process (GO): regulation of transcription by RNA polymerase II
Cellular component (GO): chromosome
Molecular function (GO): chromatin insulator sequence binding
Source: RefSeq, a predicted model, not a curated record